Messenger RNA from Fibroporia radiculosa, 945 nucleotides. RefSeq lists its product as uncharacterized. Bases 1 to 945 code for a protein of 314 amino acids. The record is from RefSeq and is a predicted model, not a curated record. The transcript is spliced from 16 exons. Lineage: Eukaryota; Fungi; Basidiomycota; Agaricomycetes; Polyporales; Fibroporiaceae.
AUGUCCGCUGCUACCCCACCCUCCGUUGAAGAGCAAGGAGGCGGAUUUACACUCUGCAUAGAGAUAGCUAUCAUUCUGUACGGAAUUGUCACCGCACAGACAUACUUUUAUUGGUGGACAUCACAAGAAGACUCAAAACUACUUCGCUCCUUGGUCGUAUCUGUAUGGUGUUUGGAGACUGUGCACACAGUGUUCUGCAUAUAUAUGAAUUACCACUACACAAUUACUGACUUUGGGGACCUCGAAGACCUUCUUCAGAUCAAUUGGGGUGCCGGGCUUUUUCAUUUGGCGAAGCUGGAUAUUGAGUGGAGGAUCUAUUGCACUAGUCUCCAUACUGGCAAUCUUGCUCUUCUUACGCAUCGGUCUGUGUUCACCAUCGCUAUGUUGACGACGAAACUAACUUAUGUUGCAUCAGUGUUUGGAACCGCAACGGCAAGCUUAAUGUGGAAAUUUCAUACUUGGCUUGACUUCAGAACAUCCCGUGCAGCUCUAAUAACGUUCACAUGUGGCAUUAGCCUGUCAGGAAUUCUGGAUGUACUCAUCGCCCUCAGCCAAAUUUAUUAUCUCUGGAUUAACCGUACGGGUCACAAGGCAACAGAUAAUUUGGUUCGAACGUUGAUGGCAUACAUUAUCAAUACCGGUGCUUUAACAAUGUGUGUUUCGAUAACGAUCAUUGCAACGUUUUGGGCACCAGCCUUGAAGACCAGUUCACUCUUUGGCGGACUAGUUGCGAUUCAGAGCAAAUUCUAUGCGAAUUCGCUGAUUGCUAUGCUUAAUGCUCGACAACGCCAUGAAGCUGGACGGAAGCAACCUUCUAAUCUUGUCGAGAUCGAGCUUCAUGAGAGUCACGGAUCGUCCAGAUCACAAAACAUUGAGAUAUUCCGUGAUGUUAGAGAGAUUAUUGAUUAUACUUUAGGUAAAAGAAGUGCCACUGGAAAGGACUAA